This is a messenger RNA of Capsella rubella, 1281 nucleotides long. Its product is annotated as probable disease resistance protein At1g15890. NCBI's taxonomy places the organism in Eukaryota, Viridiplantae, Streptophyta, Magnoliopsida, Brassicales, Brassicaceae. The record is from RefSeq and is a predicted model, not a curated record. Gene Ontology annotation, molecular function: ADP binding.
CAUGCUUGUGGCUGCUUAUUUGGUGAUCAAAAUUACAUUCUCAUGAUGGAAGGAAAUCUCGAGGCUCUGGAGAACACUAUGCAAGAACUCGAGGCCAAACGAGAUGAUCUGUUAAGAAGAGUUGUCUUAGAGGAAGACAGAGGUUUGCAGCGGCUUGCUCAAGCAAGGGUAGAAAAUGUUGCCUCCCAAGUCAAUGAUCUGCUUAAGGCUAGAUCAGAUCAAACCAGAAGAUUGUGUCUCUGCGGAUACUGUUCCCAAAAUCUCAUAUCAAGCUGUGAUUAUGGUAAAAAGUUAGCCAAGAAAUUGAUAGCAGAGAAAUUGGUGGCAGAGAAAUUUUCUGUACCUAAGGUGAAGGAGAAGCAUAUCCAAACCACGGUUGGUUUGGAUACAACUGUCGAAAGCGUAUGGAACCACCUCAUGAGAGAUGGAAGCAGAACUUUGGGUGUUUAUGGUAUGGGGGGAGUAGGCAAAACCACUCUAUUGGCUCGUAUUAACAACAAGUUCCUUGAAGUGGUGAGUGGAUUUGAUAUUGUGAUUUGGGUUGUGGUCUCCAAAGAUUUGCAAAACGAGGUCAUCCAAGAGCAGAUAUUGGUAAGACUAGUCCUCGACAAGGAAUGUACACAAAAAACCGAAAUGGAGAAAGCCUCUUACAUAUACAAUAUCCUCAACAGAAAGAAACUUGUGUUGUUAUUGGAUAAUAUAUGGAGCAAAGUAGAUUUGAACAAAAUAGGAGUUCCACCUCGAACUCAAAGAAAUGGAUCCAAGAUACUUGUCACCACUCGCUCUAAAGAAUUUUGCAACGACAUGGAGGUUGGUGAGACAAUGGAAGUUAAGUGUUUGUCUCCAAAUGAAGCUUGGGACUUGUGCCAAAGGAAAGUUGGAGAAAUCACGUUAAAGAGCCAUAAUGAUAUUCCUGCACUUGCUGGAAAAGUUGCUGAAAAAUGUUGUGGCUUGCCACUUGCUCUCAGUGUCAUUGGCAAAGCUAUGUCAUGUAAAGAGACUAUACAAGAAUGGCAUCAUGCGGUUGAUGUGCUGAAUUCUUCUAGCCUCCACUAUCCAGGCAUGGAUUAUGAUGGUUUGAAGGAUGAAAAAGUCAAAUCUUGCUUCCUGUACUGUUCUUUGUUUCCGGAAGAUUCUGAAAUUGUGAAGGAGGAGUUGAUAGAACAUUGGAUAUGCCAAGGAUUUAUAGAUGGAAAUGGAGAUAAAGAUGUAGCUAACUACCAAGGCCAUGAUAUCAUUGGUUCAUUAGUUCGUGCACAUUUAUUGAUGAAUUGUGUUUGA